AUGCCAGCCCCCGAGAGAGAACCCCGGGGGGCCCCUUCUCGAUCUGAAAGGGGCCCCUCAUCUGAGCGGCUGUGGAGCAGAGAAAGGCCCAGAGAAAGAAGAGACAGGGGGGGCCCCCCGGGGGCCCCCUCGGGGGGCCCCCCUGGGGGCCCCCCUGGGGGCCCCCCGGGGAGCCCCCCGGGGGGCCCCCACCACGAGGGGCCCCACGAGGGGCCCCCCGGGGGCCCCCGCGAAAGCAGCCGCGAAGGAAGACAUGGAAGCAGCAGAGAGGGGCCCCACAGGGGUACCCGAGAGCGCCACCGGGACACCUAUGGGGGCCCCCACGGGGGCCCCCACGGGGGCCCCCACGGGGGACCCCACGGGGGCCCCCACGGGGGACCCCACGGGGGCCCCCACGGGGGCCCCCACGGGGGGCCCCACGGGGGGCCCCACGGGGGCCCCCCCCACGGGGGCCCCCAUGGGGGGCCCCAUGGGGGGCCCCAUGGGGGGCCCCCCGGGGAGGGGGGCCCCUGGGGCCCCGAAGGGACUUUGCGAGAAAGUUAUGAAAGAAGAGGCGAAAACUCGAAGAGAGAAAAAGGAGACUUUUGGGGUUUAGCAGCAGAAAGGGAGGAGGCCCCGGGUCACCGCCACAGGCGCCGCGCAGCAGCAGCAGCAGCAGCAGCAGCAGCAGCAGCAGCAGCAGCAGCAGCAGCAGCAGCGGGGGGGGGGGACAGGAGGGGGGCCCCCGACCCAGAGGAGGGGCCCCCAGCCCGCAGGAGGUCCCGCAGGGGCCCCAGAGAUGAACCUGCAGACAGGCAGGGGGGCCCCCAGGGGCCCCCGGGGCCCCCGGGGCCCCCGGGGCCCCCGGGGCCCCAGGGGCCCCCGGGGGCCCCCAUGCCCCAGGGGCCCCCGGGGGCCCCGGGGCCCCAGGGGCCCCCGGGGCCCCAGGGGCCCCCAGAGGGUAAGCGGCAGAAGCAGCACAGAGUUGGGGGGCCCCCCAAACCCUCAGGAGAUGCCAUGGGGGGCCCCCAGUCUAGGGGGCCCCCCGAGAGACACAGACAUAGGGGGUCUGAUGCGCAGGCAAGCUAA
Eimeria necatrix is the source of this 1068-nucleotide messenger RNA. RefSeq lists its product as hypothetical. NCBI's taxonomy places the organism in Eukaryota, Apicomplexa, Conoidasida, Eucoccidiorida, Eimeriidae. The record is from RefSeq and is a predicted model, not a curated record. The transcript has a single exon. Bases 1 to 1068 code for a protein of 355 amino acids.